AUGCAUCUACCCAAUGCGCGUUGCUCUCCAAGCGUUUCCCAACUGACCCAAAACCAGGACACAACAUGCAACUCACUCGGCCGCCAUGUGCCUCGGAUAGAGACAGCAACCAGGCCGGCCAAGCCACUACGUGUCUUGGCAUGUCAUCCGCGUCGGCUGUAG
Messenger RNA from Colletotrichum destructivum, 162 nucleotides. RefSeq lists its product as uncharacterized. The record is from RefSeq and is a predicted model, not a curated record. Bases 1 to 162 code for a protein of 53 amino acids. NCBI's taxonomy places the organism in Eukaryota, Fungi, Ascomycota, Sordariomycetes, Glomerellales, Glomerellaceae. The transcript has a single exon.